Molecule: messenger RNA, 1440 nt
Organism: Diutina rugosa
Lineage: Eukaryota; Fungi; Ascomycota; Pichiomycetes; Serinales; Debaryomycetaceae
Product: M18 family aminopeptidase
Exons: 1
Coding region: 1-1440 (479 amino acids)
Biological process (GO): proteolysis
Cellular component (GO): fungal-type vacuole
Molecular function (GO): metalloaminopeptidase activity; zinc ion binding
Source: RefSeq, a predicted model, not a curated record
AUGAAACAGAACGACUCUGCGCUAGUUGAUCAUCGCUACGACGACGACUAUUACCUCAACUACGCCCACCAAUAUAUCGACUUCACCUACAAUAACCCGACGCUAUUCCAUGCUAUCAGCCACUUUUCCCAUCAAUUGAAGUCCAAGGGAUUCAAAUAUUUGGAUGAAAAAGACAAUUGGAGUGAUAUUGGACCGGGGAAGUACUUUACCGUGAGGCUGGGGCUGCUGCUCUCGGCAUUCAUUAUUGGCGACCAGUGGCUGCCCAAACGGGGCGUGGGGUUUAUCGGUACCCAUAUCGACUCGUUGACGGCGGUAUUAAAGCCUAAACUGAUUAAAAACGAUAAAGACGGCUACCAGCUCCUUGGGAUUGCUCCUUAUUCGGGGGGUCUUUCUCCUGUGUGGUGGGACCGUGAUUUAGCCAUUGGCGGUCGCCUAUGGGUCAAAGAUAAGGAUGGAAAAGUUAUUCCCAAGCUAGUUGAUUCCUCGCCUCACCCGAUUGGCCAUAUCCCGUCGUUGGCGCCUCAUUUCGGUACCCCUUCAAAAGGACCAUUUAAUAAGGAAACCCAGGCUAUCCCAGUUAUUGGCUAUGGUAACAAGCAAGACGAUGCUACUGACGAAGAAAAAAAGGCUCCAUUGUAUGGGAAACACUCGCUCCAGUUGUUACGCUACAUUGCCCAAUUAGGUAAGGUGUCAGUCAACGACAUUAUCCAGUGGGAUAUUCAAUUAUACGACGUGCAAAAGGGGGCCAUUGGUGGUCUCGAUGACGACUUUAUCUUUGCUCCCCGCGUCGACGAUAAGGCGUGUCUGUACGCCGCCAUUUACUCGUUGCUUGAAGCUGACCACGAAAAAUUACUAAAAUCUGAUGGGUUAUCGAUGGUAAACUUAUACGAUAACGAGGAGAUUGGAUCGUUAACACGCCAAGGAGCCGAAGGCGGUUUAUUUGAAGCCGUAAUCACGAGAAUUGUCGGUGCUUAUUUGGACAAUCAAGCGUCAGUGGCAGAUGCUUUAAGGGUAGUAUACGCUAAUCUGGUAUUGCUUUCAGCCGACGUUGUCCAUUUGGUAAACCCCAACUUUGACCAGUUAUAUUUGGAGGGCCACAAGCCGGUACCGAAUAAAGGGAUGACCAUUGCUCUUGACGCUAAUGGAGCCAUGGCCACUGACUCAGUGGGAUUAAGCCUUAUAGAGGAGGUGGCUCGUAAGAAUGGUGACGACGUGCAAUACGCCCAUAACCGUAACGAUACCAGAGACGGCGGCACUAUUGGUCCGACAAUUCUGGCCAAUACGGGAGCACGAACUAUUGAUUUGGGGAUCCCACAAUUGUCGAUGCACCUGAUUCGAGCCACUCUUGGCGUGAAGGAUAUUGGCUUGGGUAUCAAGUUUUUCAAAGGGUUCUGGCAAUUCUGGAGAGAAACCUAUGAUUUGUAUGAUGGGUUGGUGUGA